AUGGACACACAUCACACCUCUCUACGCCAAGAGUUUAGACAAUCAGUAGCUGACCUGAAAAGGGAAAUAUCAUCAGUGAAUGAACGUACUGAAAACUUAGAAAAGAAGCAUGAAGACCUAGCUCUUGAUCACUCCAACCUCCUUGCAUAUUCUCAAAACCUAGCAGAAAUGAUCACAGAAUUGGAAGGCAAACUAGCAGACCUUGAAGAUAGGUCCCGCCAAUUAACAGGUCACAGUGUUGUAAAUCUACACACAGGAGCACAUAGAGAAAUUGUACAGAAUAUUCAGCCAGUGAAGACCCCAUCAGACGUCUCUGCAGAACUAACAGGUCACAGUGAUGAAAAUCUAGACACAGGAGCACAUAGAGAACUUGUACAGAAUAUUCAGCCAUCAGAUGUCUCUGCAAAUGACAUUAAUACUGACGUAGAUGUUAAAACAGAAAAUAUGAGUGUAACGUGUCAGCUGGAAGCUCCAAUGCAGGAAAUGUGUGACAGUGACAAUGAAGGUGAAAACGAUGCUAAGAUUUCAUGUAACAUGGAAAAAACAGAAUAUCAGUGGCUAAGAAAUAUGCCUGAACCUGCAGAGCAGGAAAUUUGUGCCAAUUUAAGUACAGGUGAAUUCACAAACUGCAAUAAUCCUAGUCAUGAUCAGAGUGCAGAUGCUUAUUUACAUCUUCUUCAAAAUCAAAGAAGCCACAUGGGAAAUGUAUAUUCUGAGUUUGGGGAAGGUUUUCUUAAGAAAUCACAUCAUCUUAAACAUCUAAAAAUUCAUACAGGAGAAAAUCCAUUUUCUUGUCCUAUAUGUGGGAAAUGUUUUAACCGCAAAAACAUUCUUGUUGCUCAUCGGAAAAUUCAUACUGGAGAAAAAGGAUUUUCAUGUUUUGACUGCUGCCACUUAUUUCUGCAGCUACUGACCCCUCCUGAAAAAUCUGACACAUUGGAAAACUACAGCUUCAUUGCUAAGACGCUUUUUGAAGCACACUUAUCGAAUAUUGUUGUGGGGUGA
Molecule: messenger RNA, 1005 nt
Organism: Bombina bombina (fire-bellied toad)
Lineage: Eukaryota; Metazoa; Chordata; Amphibia; Anura; Bombinatoridae
Product: zinc finger and SCAN domain-containing protein 12-like
Exons: 7
Coding region: 1-1005 (334 amino acids)
Biological process (GO): regulation of transcription by RNA polymerase II
Molecular function (GO): RNA polymerase II cis-regulatory region sequence-specific DNA binding; DNA-binding transcription factor activity
Source: RefSeq, a predicted model, not a curated record